GAGAAGAGAAAGACGGGAACUUUAGGAAGGCAAUCCAUCGUCAGCUUCUGUGGGAGAUGAGCAGAAACUGAGAGUGAUCCAUUCCUUCCAUUUGAGAGCAGAGCGAUGAGACUUGACUGCAGUGGGAUGAACCAGUAAUUAAGCAGCUUAAGCUGAUUGUUUGCUGACUGCUCUGCAGUGCCGAGGGAAAAAGUGGCAAAUGUGAGGAGGUGGUGAGGGAGAUCGUCCAUGGAGGCUGUGAUCAGUUUCUUCAGUGGAGAUUGAGCUGUUUCCUCUGUCUGGUUUAGUUUCAACUCACCCAGAGAUGUCUGUUAUCUCACCAACCCCUGAUUCCUCUCCUUCUGCUGUGCCCCCGGCUGUUCCGCCACCACCGCCCUCCCCGGCCGCUACGCCGCCGACCUUAUCAGCUGCUCCCCCGCCAACCCCGUCCUCUUCUCCCCCGCCAACCCCGUCUUCUUCUCCACCGCCAAGGUCUCCUCCAUCUCUACCAAACGCCGACCCACCUGACCCUUCUGCCCCCUCCCCUCCUUCCCCACCACCGCAAACAUCUCCUCCUCCGGUAGUCCCAGCUUCACCGCCUCCAUCGGCGCCACCGCCGAAGGAUCCUCCACCGCCACCAAUAUCACCAUCUUCGCCACCUCCAUCAACCCCAAGCACUCCUCCCCCGGAAAAUCCACCACCUCCUCCCCCAUCAGCACCUCCUCCUACUUCCCCUCCAACCCCACCGGCCAAUCCGCCAAAAGCUCCACCUCUGACGCCGCCACCAAACCCUCCCCAAACUGCACCGACACCACCACCACCACCGACACCACCACCCAGCCCGCCCAAGACUUCCCCUCCUCCAUCACCAACUGUAGAACCACCGCAAAGCGCACCGCCACCACCAGUUGCACCAGCCAAACCACCUGAUACCUCUCCCCCACCACCACCGGCAACACCACCGAAGAACCCUCCUCCACCACCGCCUUCAAUAACUCCAGCAAAAUCACCUCCGUCUCCUGUGCCCGCUCCUCCACCCGCUUCUCCACCUGCAUCUCCAAGCUUCACUACAAAUUCUCCGCCUCCAUCAUCUCCACUUCUUCCUCCAUCUUUAACUCCUCCUUCGAACCCUGCUCCUCCCGACAAACCAGCUCCAAGUUUGGACCCUGGGGGGAAUAAUGGUCCUGGAAUCGGGGGUAUAGUCGCUAUCGCUGCAGUGCUUGGGAUCCUUCUGCUUAGUUGUGUUGGAUUCUUUGUAUGGUGCAUCAGAAAACGAAGGAAAAAGUCUGCUGGACUUAAUGGAGGUUACGUGAUGCCAUCACCCUCGGCAUCUUCUCCUAAAUCAGAUUCAUCUUUUAUCAAAAAUCAUCCUUCAGCGCCCCUUAUAGGAAGCAGCUCUGAAAUUGAAGUUGCACACUCACCAAGGGAGCCCGGUGGGUUUGGAAACUCGGGCCCGUGGUUUACUUACCAGAAACUCUUGGAGGCAACGGAUGGGUUCUCCUCUAAGAAUCUUUUGGGGGAAGGUGGGUUUGGUUCUGUGUACAAGGGCUAUCUCCCCGAUGGUAGAGAGAUUGCCGUGAAGCAAUUGAAAGUUGGGGGUGGACAAGGGGAGAGAGAGCUUAAGGCUGAAGUCGAGAUCAUCAGUCGGAUACACCACAGGCACUUGGUUUCACUGGUCGGGUACUGCAUCGCUGAUAAUCAGAGGCUGCUUGUGUAUGAUUAUGUGCCCAAUAACACACUAUAUUUUCAUCUUCAUGGAGAAGGGAUGCCAGUCCUAGAGUGGGCAAAGCGAGUGAAAAUUGCUGCUGGUGCUGCUCGUGGAUUGGCCUAUCUUCAUGAAGACUGCCAUCCCCGAAUUUUCCACAGGGACAUCAAAUCAUCAAACAUUCUUUUAGACAAUAACUUUGAAGCUCGGGUAUCUGACUUUGGACUCGCCAAGUUAGCACUUGAUGCCAACACACAUGUGACUACACGAGUAAUUGGAACUUUCGGGUAUAUGGCUCCUGAAUAUGCAUUAAGCGGGAAGUUGACUGAGAAAUCUGACGUGUACUCAUUUGGGGUCGUACUUCUAGAGCUAAUCACAGGAAGGAAGCCCGUCGAUGCAUCCCAGCCCCUGGGAGACGAGAGUCUAGUCGAAUGGGCCCGACCAUUGCUGAGCCAUGCACUAGACAAAGAAGAAUUUCAAGGUUUAGCAGAUCCAAGGCUUGAAAACAAUUUUGUCGAGAGUGAAAUGUUCCGAAUGAUUGCAGCUGCUGCAGCUUGUGUUCGGCAUUCAGCUGCCAAGCGACCAUGUAUGGGACAGAUUGUGAGAGCAUUUGAUAGUCUGGCUACUUCGGAUCUAACAAAUGGGAUGCGAGUGGGGGAAAGCGAGGUGUUUAAUUCCGCCGAACAGUCUGCGGAAAUUAGAUUAUUCAGGAGGAUGGCAUUUGGGAGCCAAAACUACAGCACUGAAUUCUUUAGUCGGGCUAGCUCAAAUGUUUGAAUUUUUUUAAUUCACGUAAAUAGUUGGAGACGAAUUUCAUUCUAACCGGGAGAGCUUUGUGAGCCCGAGCUGGAGGACCAUGUUUUGUUCGGCUUCUACAGCAGAGGUCUAUGGAAGGUCAGCUAUAUAUGCUCUUGGUUCUUGUAAUUAGGCUUUUCUUCUGAUUAUCUGUUUUCUUUUCUUCUUUUAUUCCCACCGGGAGAGCUAUUUGAGCGGGUCAUUACUCAUUGGUGCAAUUUUUGUAGUGUUGUAUAUACCAAAGAGUUGGAAGAAAUGUUGUACUGUUUUCGCCCGUAGUGAUAUUUACGGUGGUAAUAACAGAUCAUUUAAUUCAAUGCGAUGGUUCCCGUCUGAA
Molecule: messenger RNA, 2816 nt
Organism: Punica granatum (pomegranate)
Lineage: Eukaryota; Viridiplantae; Streptophyta; Magnoliopsida; Myrtales; Lythraceae
Source: RefSeq, a predicted model, not a curated record